This is a messenger RNA of Oldenlandia corymbosa var. corymbosa, 1795 nucleotides long. NCBI's taxonomy places the organism in Eukaryota, Viridiplantae, Streptophyta, Magnoliopsida, Gentianales, Rubiaceae. The record is from the annotation of a GenBank genome assembly.
CUUUUUCUCUCACCUACUUCCUCAAACCACCUUCUAUAUUUCUACUUUCUUCUUCCUUCAGCACCGAACUCUUUGAACUCUCUGAAUUCUUCGGUUGGAUCGGAAAAUGGCGAGUGGAGAUGAAUUCAAAGUUCCCAGAAUCAAACUGGGUUCCCAAGGGCUCCAAGUUUCAGCUCAAGGCCUGGGAUGCAUGGGUAUGUCAGCUUUCUACGGCCCGCCCAAACCCGAACCCGAAAUGAUCGAGCUCAUCCAUUACGCCAUUGACAGAGGGAUCACCCAUCUUGACACCGCCGAGAUGUACGGACCUUACACCAACGAGAUUCUUCUCGGAAAGGCUUUGCAGGGAGGGCUAAGAGAAAAAGUGGAAGUUGCAACAAAGUUUGGGGUCAGACUUGUUGAUGGCAAGCGAGAGGUUUGUGGCGAUCCAGAGUAUGUGCGGGCUGCAUGUGAAGGCAGCUUGAAGCGGCUAGGGGUGGACUGUAUUGAUCUUUACUAUCAACAUCGUAUUGACACGCGCUUGCCUAUUGAAGUCACAAUAGGAGAACUUAAAAAGCUGGUCGAAGAGGGUAAAAUAAAGUAUAUAGGUUUGUCCGAGGCCUCGGCUUCAACAAUUAGAAGAGCACAUGCUGUUCAUCCAGUAACAGCAGUACAGUUGGAGUGGUCCUUGUGGUCGAGAGAUGUGGAGGAAGAAAUCAUUCCCACUUGCAGAGAACUUGGAAUAGGCAUUGUUGCUUACAGUCCACUCGGACGAGGGUUCUUUUCAACUGGUCCGAAAUUACUUGAGAAUUUAGCUGAGGGUGACUUCCGAAAGUAUUUGCCUCGGCUUCAAUCAGAAAAUAUGGAGCAUAACAAGAAGUUGUUUGACCGCGUGAAUGCCAUGGCUGCAAAAAAGGGAUGUACCCCAUCGCAGCUAGCGCUUGCCUGGGUUCACCAUCAAGGAAGUGAUGUUUGUCCGAUACCUGGUACUACCAAGAUUGAGAACCUCAAGCAAAAUAUCGGAGCUUUGUCCGUAAAACUUUCAGCGGAAGACAUGGCUGAACUGGAAUCCAUUGCUUCAGCUGAUGCAGUCAAAGGUGAUAGAUACGGCCCUGGCGCUAGUACCUGGCAAACUUCCGAUACUCCUCUUUUGUCAACAUGGAAAGGUACAUGAAUGUAGGGUUUCUCCAGUCGUGGUUUUUAGCUAUCACCUGUGCAUCAUGUGCUGGAGCUCUUUGUGUUUAAAGUAUGCAGAAUAAAAAUGUGGUACCUUUUCGUUCAUUGAAAUGAUGAUAGAGAUAACAGAUAUUGCUGUAAAACAGCUGAAUAAAGAGUGGAUUGGUUGAUAUUGUGGUUGUAUAAAAAGCAUUUUUGUUAAGCAAAUUCAAACACACAAGGACAGAACCUCGGAUGUUGUCAUUCGUCAAGCUACCUUCUAUUGGAAAAACUGGUUCAUUGAACUCAUGAGUCAUGACCUCCGUUUUUUUAUUUAUUUUUUUUCUGAGUUUUAAUUUAGAUUUUAUGUCUAUUACUAGUUUAUAUCUGAGUUUUGAGUUUCGCAAAGUCGUGGAGUAAAAGAUCCCUUCAAUGUUGAACCUUUUCGCGAAAUCAUUGUGUUAAAGAACCAUACUAUGCUGUACCAUUUUUAACCAUACUAUGUGCGAGGUUAACUAGACAUAAUCAUAGUUACGCCAGCAAAUCACUUGCUAGACUCGUUGGACUUUAAAUCUAACUAGACAUAAUCUUGCUUGCGCGUAUGGUUUUCAAAUUUUAUACCCGGAAGAAAAAAAAAAUUAGUGAACCCAGAAAAUAUUACUCC